Molecule: messenger RNA, 879 nt
Organism: Caenorhabditis bovis
Lineage: Eukaryota; Metazoa; Nematoda; Chromadorea; Rhabditida; Rhabditidae
Source: the annotation of a GenBank genome assembly
AUGUCGAGAGAAGGCAGCUUAUCGCCGUCUUCUGCCGAAUUUCGAUUCGCGCCUGUCGAUGAACCGCCGAUCGUGGUGGAUGUUGUAAAUGAGACACAGAAAGUCGACAACCCGCUCUCAUUCUCGGCCACCUUAUCCACUUCGUUCGUUGCACCUGAAGAAUUGGACGAAUCCACAGAUGAUUUGACAUUCCCCACUAAAGAACGCAAAAAAUCCAAAUUAAAAAUCAAUGAUGAUGGUAUUAAGAAGCGGAAAGACACAGCGACAUCGAUAUCGAAUUUUUUUCACAGAUUCACGAAAUCGGAUAAAGAAGAUAAGAAAAUCAUUGAGGAGGACGAAGAAGAGGAAGAAGUGAAUAGGCCGGAUAAAUUAGCGAGCCCUGAGUCUGGCGAGAAGUGGUUCGAAAUUGGAUCGCAAACCGGCGAAUUGCCACCGGCUGAUUCCGAAGUGGAUUUGUAUGAAUGGGACCCGAAUACGCUUGGAGAAUCCAUUGUUGCGCAUCCGACCGAUUCGGAUCAGGCCAUCAUUUUCGAGGAGAAGGGAAUGUUGAAAUUAUUGGAACAAUUUCGAAAUGGGGAAAUGAGGUGGCUCGAUGAGCCGCAAAUCGCGGCAAUGUGCUCGGUGAAAGAAGCUCAUGAAGACGUGACAAACACGCAUUUGCGUGUCUACGAAAUUGAUUUGGAACGGCGAAAACGACAAAAAGGCCGCGACGACUUCUCUUCGGACUCUGAAGAGGAGGCGGAAAUUGAUCGAUUAUUCGAGCAGAUGAACGCGAAAAUGACAAAUAUGCACGCCGUUCUCGACACUGUUCCGUUCUACGACGCCGGACAGAAGAAGUCGAGCGUUUCGGCGCUCGACGAUGAUUUUUUAUCAUUUUGA